AUGUUUUCCCACCCCAUCAUCCAGGGCCCCCUCGUGUGGGAUGGAUCCAUCGAGGCUUCGCCCGAGCUCUUCACCUUGACUCUCGAGAAGGAGGACCAGGUCGAGAUUGACACAGCCCUUGAGGUUUUCAAAUCCUACGGACUCGACGGCGGCGACGUCUCCGCUGACAACUUCCCCCUCCCCGGACUGAAGAAGCGCCUUGAGAAGGUCAAGGAGGAGCUCCACAAUGGCGUGGGUUUUUACGCGAUCCGGGGCAUUGACCAGUCCAAGUAUUCGGUCGAGGAUUCCGUCGUUAUCUACCUCGGUCUCGCCCGUCACAUUGGAGAUCGCUUUGGUCUCCAGGAUCGAGAUGGCAACAUCCUUUGUCACGUUACCGAUUCCAAAGCCUGGAGCGUCCCGGCAGAGCUUCGUCAUGGAAUUCAUUCCAACAAGAGCCUGCCCUUCCAUAAUGACAUGGGUUGCGAUAUCCUCGGCCUUCAAGUUCGGCAGAGUGCCUCCAACGGCGGAUCCACCUAUCUCGCCUCCGCCGCGACCAUUUUCAAUGAUUUGGUUAAGACUAAGCCCGACGUUGUCGAAACUUUGUUGAGCCAAACCUGGCCCAUUCAGGUGUCUGGCCAGAAAGCGAACUACAUCCUCGCGCCUUUGAUGAAGAUUUUCGAGGGCAAGCUUUUGACCAGCGUCGAUCCUGGUCGGCUCGGCCCUUACCCUAGUGCCGAUUCGAAGCCGAGCGAGGUUCCAAGUCUCACUGAGUCCCAGCAGGCGGCUCUCGAUGCCCUGAUGGAAUCUGCUAAGAAGCACGAGGUCCGCGUUUCGUUGAACGCUGGAGACUUGUUCUUCAUCAACAACUGGGCAGUCCUGCACCGCCGUGAUUCGUAUCAUGACGAUGACGACACUUCGCGCCACUUGGUUAGGCUCUGGCUUCGGAACUCCCAGAUGGGUUGGGCUGUUCCUGAGGAGAUGCAGAUGCCGUGGAAGGCCGCCUACGGACGGAAGGAGGAGGAUGGCGUCUACGCCAUCCUGCCCAUGCCCGAGUACAAGGUUCCGCGUUAUACAGCUGGCUCCGCUGCUUUCAUGAUCGAAGACAGCGAUGAUGAGUGA
Molecule: messenger RNA, 1098 nt
Organism: Scedosporium apiospermum
Lineage: Eukaryota; Fungi; Ascomycota; Sordariomycetes; Microascales; Microascaceae
Exons: 5
Coding region: 1-1098 (365 amino acids)
Molecular function (GO): oxidoreductase activity
Source: RefSeq, a predicted model, not a curated record